AUGGGGAGGUUGCAGAGUCCAACAGGACAGCUGACGGAGCGAGACUCUGUGGGCGAGGAGGAGAUGGGGAGAGGCAGUCGGAUCCAGGCUGAGACCAUCCUGGAGGGUCUUGAGGCUGGCUUACCCCAGGCUGUGAGUAGUGGGCUCAGCCUAGUCCUGGCUCCUGGAUUAGUGCUCACCUGCCCCUCUGCCCACUCAGGGCCUGAAGGAACGGCCUCAGAGGCCCCACCAACCAGGCUCAGGAAGGCAUUCCUAGCUCACAGUACCCUCCUGGAGUCUUGAGCCCCUAGAGAAGGGGCUCCUGAGUGGGCCGCGCCACACCCCGAGGAGCAGAGGCGCAGUCCUUCCGCGUGCUCCCAGCACACUCCACCCCUGCCCAGCAUACCCUUGGGGCCCCCACCUCGCCCACCUGGGGAGAACCACCCACUCUGCCCCCACUCAGGGAGAGUUGGUGGCCACUGCUCUAUCCCUCCCUCCCUCCCUUCCUCUUCUACCUUCUCUCUCUUCUCAUCUGGGCGCUGGAACCCAAGCGUGAAAGUGAGAGUCAGAAAGUCUCAGUCUCAAGGCAGAGCGGGGUAGCUAAUUUAA
This is a messenger RNA of Mandrillus leucophaeus (drill), 588 nucleotides long. RefSeq names its product chromosome unknown open reading frame, human C3orf36 (gene CUNH3orf36). The record is from RefSeq and is a predicted model, not a curated record. Lineage: Eukaryota; Metazoa; Chordata; Mammalia; Primates; Cercopithecidae.